CUGGAAAGGAACCAGUCCCAGCCCAGCCGGGGAGCUGCGAGCGAGCCGGCAGCGCCGGGGAGAGCGAGCCCUGGGCCCUGAUCCCGGCCCGCCGCCUCCCGCCCCGACGGCGCGGGACGGCCCCGCUAUGGGCACGGCGCCCCGCGGUGGGUCUGUGAAGGCAGGGAAGAUGCCAGAAAGGGAGAAGACGACGCAGUGCAAGCAGGAAGCGGAGCAGCAGCAGAAGGAAGAUGAGAAGGAGGGCCUCAUCGAAUUCUAUGGUUCCUACCAGGAGCUGUUCCAGUUCUUCUGUAGCAACACGACCAUCCAUGGAGCUAUCCGCCUGGUGUGCUCUAAAAAGAACAAGAUGAAGACAGCCUUCUGGUCUGUCCUCUUCUUUCUCACCUUCGGCUUAAUGUACUGGCAGUUUGGAAUCCUCUACAGGGAGUACUUCAGCUACCCUGUCAACCUCAACCUCAACCUCAACUCAGACAGGCUGACUUUCCCUGCAGUGACGCUGUGCACGCUCAACCCAUACAGGUACAGUGCCAUUCGAAAGAAGCUGGACGAACUGGACCAAAUCACCCAUCAGACACUGUUGGACCUUUAUGACUAUAACAUGUCCUUGGCACGAAGUGACGGGUCAGCGCAAUUCUCACGAAGGCGCACCUCGAGGAGCCUGCUCCAUCAUGUUCAGCGCCAUCCUCUGCGGAGGCAGAAGCGGGAUAACUUGGUCAGCUUGCCAGAAAACAGUCCCUCAGUGGACAAGAACGACUGGAAAAUUGGCUUUGUUCUGUGCAGUGAAAACAAUGAGGAUUGUUUCCAUCAGACGUACUCCUCAGGAGUGGAUGCAGUGCGGGAAUGGUACAGCUUUCACUACAUCAAUAUCCUGGCACAGGUGCCUGAUGCGAAAGACCUGGAUGAGUCUGACUUUGAGAAUUUUAUUUAUGCUUGCCGCUUCAACGAAGCAACGUGUGACAAGGCGAAUUACACCCACUUCCACCAUCCCUUGUAUGGGAACUGCUACACCUUCAAUGACAACAGCAGCAGCCUGUGGACAUCCUCUCUGCCUGGGAUCAAUAAUGGCCUCUCUCUGGUGGUGCGCACCGAGCAGAAUGAUUUCAUCCCUCUGUUAUCAACAGUAACUGGAGCCAGAGUCAUGGUCCACGAUCAAAACGAGCCAGCCUUCAUGGAUGAUGGGGGUUUCAAUGUGCGUCCAGGUAUUGAGACCUCCAUCAGCAUGAGGAAGGAGAUGACUGAGCGCCUUGGGGGCAGUUACAGCGACUGUACAGAGGAUGGCAGUGAUGUGCCAGUGCAAAAUUUGUACUCAUCUCGCUACACUGAACAGGUCUGCAUUCGUUCCUGCUUUCAGCUCAACAUGGUAGAGCGCUGCUCCUGUGCCUAUUACUUUUAUCCCUUACCUGAUGGAGCAGAGUAUUGUGACUACACAAAGCACAUAGCUUGGGGCUACUGCUAUUACAAACUCCUUGCUGAAUUCAAAGCUGAUGUGCUGGGCUGCUUCCACAAAUGUCGGAAACCUUGCAAAAUGACAGAAUACCAGCUCUCUGCUGGAUACUCUCGCUGGCCUUCUGCUGUCUCAGAGGAUUGGGUUUUUUACAUGCUUUCACAACAGAACAAAUACAAUAUAACAUCCAAGAGGAAUGGAGUUGCAAAAGUGAAUAUCUUUUUUGAGGAAUGGAACUACAAGACCAAUGGGGAGUCACCAGCAUUCACAGUAGUGACUCUCUUGUCCCAACUUGGGAAUCAGUGGAGUCUCUGGUUUGGAUCCUCUGUCCUAUCUGUGAUGGAGCUUGCAGAGCUGAUUCUGGAUUUCAUUGUCAUCACUUUCAUCCUGGCCUUCCGCCGGUUCCGCUCCAAGCGGUGGCACACCUCUGCAAGGCCCCCUCCAAAUAGUCACGAUAACACUGCCUUCCAAGAUGAGGCAUCAGGACUUGGUGCUCCACACCGCUUCACUGUUGAGGCUGUAGUGACCACACUGCCAUCUUACAACAGCCUGGAACCACGCGGACCAAGCAUGGAUGGUGAAACAGGACAUGAGUGAGGCAGAGAUCUAUUUCAUAAUUCAGUUAGAUGACAGUUGGACCAGAAGCUGUAUACUUUCUCUGUGGGACCUACUUUUCAUUCUUUUUGGGAUGCUCUGCCUCGAUCAUAGCAGAAGACUGUACUGUGGUUAAUUGCUUUUAUUAUAUGUGAAUCCUUCAGUCUUGUAAAACACUGUUGCUCCUGGGAUCACCAGGGAUGAGAGUCACAUGGUGUUUGCAAAGGGGAGAUGUCAACUCAGCUUCCUUAUAGUCUUUACAUGUGCAUUCAUUUUUUUUCCUCUGCAAAAAAGAUGCUGCAACAGCUCUCAUCUGUUAUUAAUUAAAGAGGUUUGGCAGGUGCAACUGGCCUUCUCUGUAGUAUGACAAGGGACCAAAAUGGAGUCUCAGCACAGAUGUAAGUCUCUCAGCAGGCUGAGCCUUAAACAUCCCCUGAGGCUGGAAACCGGUUGCUCUUCCCUACUUCUUAACAGCCAGCUCUGAUCUCUAGACCAAGCUGCACACCCUCUCUUCUCCCAGAGGAGAGGCUGCUGGCAAUCUCAAUCCAUGUGAUUCACAAUAGUCUAGGGAGGUUGCUGAAGCGUGCAACUGUUCUCAGAGCAGGACAGAAAGGAGCCCAUAGCACACUGGUAGAGCUUCACUGUGUAACAGUCUCCUUCCCUGUGAUACACCAUACAUACGUACAUUCAGCCGUUUGUUUGCCAGAGGGUUCAGGAUGAACUGAACUCAGCCUAGAGUGGGCCCUCAUAUUCUGCUAAGGAUUAUAAAACUGCUGCAGACUUUAAUGUAAGAUGUUUCAGGGAAAGCUUUGACCUGAUCAAAAGAUAAUAGAUGGUUACCUCUAGAAGAGGACCCUCUCCUCAGUUUAAAGAACAAUUUGGAGAUCUCAGCGUACACUUUAUCUUUUGCAGAAAGCUUGCCUUUUUUUCUUUAUACAAAAAAAGAAGUCUGCUGCAUCUGUUGGCAACGGUGUUUACACAGCACUUUACAUGAUGCCAAAGAAAGCAAGGGUGAUGUCCUCAACAGACAGGAAAAUCCACUUCACUGGACACAGAUACCAGAAUUAAAAUAUCUAGUUUAGGCAGAUCCAUGUACAUAAUCGUACUGCAAACAGCCUCCUCUUUUGAACUCAGAAAGUAGUCAAUCAACAAACAAAAACUUAGAAUACUUUAAAAAUUUAAGGUAGGUGCCCCACACUUGGAGAUCUGCAGAACUUUACAAGUAUGUAUUGUUACCUAAUUCUCCCAUUUGAUACGUUAAACAUGCCUGUUGCACUACUGUUGCCUUGAUUACCUAAGUGCACUUUCCACUUCCUAGCAGAGUGAUUUUAUUCCUCACAGGCAUGAACACUAAACUCAAAUCUUAGUUUUUCCAACUUUGUCCCAGUGCUGUGCUGAUCCUUUCUGUCUAAGGGAAGAAAUACUGUUUUUCUACUGGGAAUAGAAGCAAGCAAUUAGCAGGGUGAGGUGAAAGGGCAUUAGCUGUCAUUGGCAUCCUUGUUCUUCAGACUGGCAGGAGAGAGAGCCCUGCAACCAUGGGUACUUAGAGGCAUGGGUACUGAGAAGCCUUCAUUGUAAACAAACAAACCAAACAGACUUCUACAAGCGUUUAAAAGAAAAACACUAAAACACCCACCCUAAAGUUGACCAAAUAUAGGAAUUUUUAUUUUCUGCAAAAACAUGCUGGCUAAGAAGCAAAGUUAAGAGCUAGAACUAGUGACUAAAACAAACAAAACUUUAUUGACAAUUAAAGCAGUCUUGAAUGAUCUAAAGCAAAAAGAAGUUAGAAUGCUGCAUCCGCAGCCCAGAUCCUGAUCGUAAAUUCAGUAUUACUGAUUGUUGCUUCAGGAAGUCACUGGUACAUGAAUGAGCAGAAGUGUGACACUGAGCACUGCCAGUCAUUUUACAAAGUCACCUCCACAUCAAGAAAAGACAGAUUGGAAGUAAAAAGUGCAAAACAUAAAGCAGUCUCAACCAAGCCUGAUCUUUCUAGAAUAUAUAAAAACUAAAGCAUGAAUCCUCACAUGAUACAGUUCCUUGUGACAACCAUAACAUUGAUGCAACCCACUGCAUCACACAUAAUUUAGUAAUUAAAUAAAGAUCAGAGGCAAUAGCUACUUGAAAGAUAUUUAACGCCUCUUCAGAUAUAGAAGAAAGUGAUAAUUCCUGGAGGAAUCUUGCACCACAUUAUCUCUUCUGCAGAAGUGGUGAAAUUUAAAACAUGAGCUUUGACUGACGAACUCAAAGUAAUGGCUAUAAAUCCAGAACUAAAGGCCUGUACAAACAUGAAGUUGCUAUACAGGUCGGCAACUGGAUUAGCUGUACCUGCCCAAAGGAUUAGUGCAAAAACUGCCAUUGUGUGAGAGAUCAGGCCAUCCUCACAAGAAAAUCCCUAUGCUUGCUGUGAGCAGACAAUGCCAUAAAUUAUCAGCUCAACAGACGCACAGUGAAUUUGGUCUGGCUGAUGAGAGGUGAGGCCAGUAGUGCUGGAAUGAGUGCAGGAAAUUGAGUGUUUCACUGAGUAUAUGAAAUACUAAAGAAAAGGGAAGAACACACGCAUUCAGAGAUAUUCACUGGACAACAAGGGAAAAGUCUUCAACUUUCAGCUAUGUAUUUGUACAAAGGAUAAAUUUAUUAGUUACAUUAACAGUACAGUGCAAUUACUUAAAAGACAUGGAAAACACACAAGGAACAACUGCUGGUCAUAGGACACUGAAGAAAGGGAAGUGAUCUUUUUGGACUGGGAACACAUCAUCCUAGGAAAACCACAGACAUAGGGAAAAAUGCCUAAAGGGGAAGGAAGGUGCGGAAGAAGAAAUUAUUUUGUGGACAAGUUGGAGCAUGAAGUAAGAAUGCUGCUGAAAUAUAAGGAAGAAAGAUCUGAGCUCUUGGGAUGUGGAAGAACCAGCUGAGACAGGGUAUAAAGGGCCCAAAUGUCUGUGGUAGUAGCAAAAAUUUGCAAGCUGAUAGAAUUAAAAGCAUUUGGACAUCAUGCUAUGGAAGAAAAGGAAUAUAGUCUAAGAAAUUUAAGGACACUAAUUAUUUUGGUGGUUCCAGUCAAAUGAAAGGACCUGAAAAGCACUAAGAUGAGAGUGCACUAAGAUGAUAGUGAAGUAGGACCAGGAAAAUUGAAAGUGAUAUGAGAAGGAGAGGUUGAACAGUUCAAACCUCUAGCAAAAAGGGUUUGAGAAUGUGAGGGUGUAGAGAUGAUGCAAGACAAUACCAGGGAACAACAAAAUGAGAGGAGUCCCAUACACAGGUGCAAAAAUUCACAGGAGCAUUCAGAGCACCCAAAGAGACUUGAAUGAAGAGAGUAGCUGGAGUGAUGAUAUAAGCCAGGAAACUAUGAACACGUGUGACAGGAAAGGCAGGGGCAAAAAGAAGGAAGACAGCAACAUCUGGGGCAGGAAAGAGUUGCUGGGAAAUUUUCAACACAAGUUCUUGUGUCUGGACAAAGGGAAGUUUAAAGAAAGGACAGCUGACCAGUUUUGGAGUGUGAGCACAAGUCUCCAGGUUUGGCUAGGGACUUUGAGACGAUGUCAUCAAUGGAAUGGAGUCUUCAUAUGUUCUGAGAAUAAAAAUCCUUCCUGCCCACAGCAAAAAUGGGACAGAACUAAUUGCUUGGUUGUGCAGGCCUGAUCUGUACUGACAUUUGGACGGUAUGUGCUACUUUAACUCACUGGCCAGACCAGAAUCCCUACUCUUCCAGGAGUGCUUUCAUUUUUGAGAUAGCCUAGCAGCACUGCUUCAGUUUCACCAAUGGACAUACAUUGUUCUGAUCAGUCUGCAAUAAAGUUGAGCCUGGACAAAGAUUGCAAUCAAAAUGUUUUGAUCCACAAGCUGCAGAGAGGAUUGUUUACAACUUCAAAAUUGUAAUAGCAAGUGCAGAUAAAUGCACAGGUGUCUCAUUUUAAAGCAAGUUCUGCCCAUUUCUUCUUAAUGAGUUUCAAGUGUACAAGUGAAGCAAAACUGGGGGGGUACUUACCUUAAUUCCAGCUAUUCUCCAAUCUAUCCUGUGAGUAUCAUCCUACUUCAGGAGAUCUUCAUUCAGAUCCUGAGUACAGCCCAAAAGCCAUCCCAACCCCAGUGAAAAAUAAUGGUCCAAAUUUAAGGACCUGGAUGUAGGUCACUGAAACCCAAAGGCAACACAGCCUGAGAAGUUAGAGCUACCAGCAACACAUCCAUUUGGGGAAUCACCUCCCUGUGGAUUACACCACAGCUGGACAUGGUGGCUGGAAGUAGAAUUGGCUUGAGGAGCCUCUAGUCUGCAUGCCUUGUUACAGACUUACCACCGAGUCAGCCAUACAUACAGUUCCAGUACCACUGACAACCAGCACCAUGGCAACAGGAGACUGCUCCUUACUUUAAGGGAUAGAACUUUCAUUAUGCAUAUGGUACUGAAGUGACGAUAAAAACAGUGUGUUUAGAAAUGUGUUAAAAGCAGUCUGUGAUCCCAGCCCUUCCCACCCACUAACAGACCAGACAGACUCAGUAAGGUGAUGAACUGUGUUUCUUUGAGACUGUUUAAAGUACAUGAGUCGAUUACUACAACAUGCCAGAGAUUACAGUUGUGUUUAUAGAGGAAGGAAAUAAAUUGCACGUGCGUAAUUGGCUGUAAUGCUGCAUACAGCAGAGUCCCUUGCUCUUACUCAGAGGGCCUUGGUAAAUUUUUUGCCCAUGCAUAGAGACACAAAGGAGGGGAAAGGUAGCAGAAGAGACAGCAACAUACAACAUCCAAGAGAAAAAAAAUGGAAGAGACAGCCUAAGGGGACCUUAGUCCCCAGAGGAAUAGGAGGAAUGGGGCACCAACGGCUUUGUUUUGAAAAGUUCAAGAGAAUUGCUGGUCUGGGGGCCUCAAGCUUGUAUGCCCACCCCCUAGAAUGAUAGCCGUAAGUAGUACAAAGCAGACCCUGGCUCCUCUUCAGCAGAUGCACUUCUGACCGUCCAUCACAUCUCAGUUCCACAGGGAAUUAGGGAAGUGCUCAGGGGACGAGGGCUGCUUCACUGCAGAUCUUCAACUCUGCCCUCACCCAAGGUGGAGAGGGAUGGAAUUGCAGGGAGAUGAACUCAGCGCAAAUGAAAUGCUGGGGCAUGGAAGUGAGCGUGCAAAACCUAGCCCCUUCCCAGACAAUCUGUGAGGAGGAAAGGGGCUUCUCCAGCAUACUCAGUGCAACAAAAUGCAUCUGCCCCUCCCAUCUUUUGUACUUCCACCCCAGAAUGCCAGUGAUGUUUUCCCCUACGUCCUCCUAAGCCUAGACAGAACUCUGUGCCUGAGGUAGAGCUUCCUCAACUAAAGAGCUGUCCUCUUUACAGUCCAGAUUAUGGGCUACAGCUCAGCUUGUAAAAAAAAAAAAAA
Phasianus colchicus (ring-necked pheasant) is the source of this 7394-nucleotide messenger RNA. RefSeq names its product sodium channel epithelial 1 subunit alpha (gene SCNN1A). NCBI's taxonomy places the organism in Eukaryota, Metazoa, Chordata, Aves, Galliformes, Phasianidae. Gene Ontology annotation, biological process: sodium ion transmembrane transport. Gene Ontology annotation, molecular function: ligand-gated sodium channel activity. Gene Ontology annotation, cellular component: sodium channel complex; plasma membrane. The record is from RefSeq and is a predicted model, not a curated record.